UUUAGGAUGUAGUCAUCAGUAUCACUCCUCACUUGCAAAACAAAAAUCUCUAUUUCUAGCUCACAUAAUCUGCUCAUAUCAUUGAAGCAAGGGGAGGAGAACGAAAUGGAGCUCAAUGAUGAAGAAGAUUAUAAACUUUACUGGGAAACCAUGUUCUUGGAAAAUGAAGAACUUGAACUUGAUAGUUGGGGAUUUGAUGAAGUACCCAUUUCCAGCUACUGCGAUUUGAGUUUGUUGGACAGAGCGGUGUCGUCUCCUCCGGUAACUACAAAACACAUAGUUUCGGAGAGAAAUCGAAGGAAGAAACUCAAUGAGAGAUUACAUGCACUAAGAACUCUAGUUCCUAAGAUUAGCAAGGUUGACGAAGAAGAGAAAGAUGAACUGAAAAUGAAGAUAGAAGCAGCACUUGCAAAGUCCUAAUUUGAGUUUCUAAUCUCACCAUUAACUCACUGGUUUCUACACUUGUGGAUUUUCUUAAGUUUUUUCUUCCCAAUAUCAGCUCGAUUGAUUGUGCUUCUUUCGCAUAGAAGAAAAGUUGAUUUGUAGGAGUUUAAAUUACUUCCAU
This is a messenger RNA of Papaver somniferum (opium poppy), 565 nucleotides long. Its product is annotated as transcription factor bHLH27-like. Gene Ontology annotation, cellular component: nucleus. Gene Ontology annotation, biological process: regulation of DNA-templated transcription. Bases 106 to 420 code for a protein of 104 amino acids. The transcript is spliced from 3 exons. The record is from RefSeq and is a predicted model, not a curated record. Lineage: Eukaryota; Viridiplantae; Streptophyta; Magnoliopsida; Ranunculales; Papaveraceae. Gene Ontology annotation, molecular function: sequence-specific DNA binding; protein dimerization activity; DNA-binding transcription factor activity.